GGUUGAAUCUAGUGUUCAGUCAUCGAUAGGAGAGGAUGUAGGGCUGACAUUUUUUGGUCUACAGACCAUCGAUGACUUGCUACCUCCAAGCACCUCGCAUAUAACUCCGGACUCUUCUUCGUCUCAUCAUGAUGACAUAUCUCAUCACAAAGACAUUUUUGGUCUACAGACCAUCGACGAUUUGCUGCCACCAAGCACCUCACAAACUCCGGACUAUUCUUCUCGUCAUGAUGAUGACAUAUCUCAUCACAAAGACAUUGAGAGUAUAAGAACAAUGAGUCCAUCAACGGUUGCGGACUCCAUCGCUUCAACAUGUACUACUCCAGAGAGUAGCAGGACUAGCGCAGACUCUUACUCUUCGGUCGCCUCGUACAGCGAGUCGAGAAGCUACCUCUCAAAGUCAGACUCAAAUUCUUCUCUUUCUACUAGCAACAAUACGAGAUCCAAGGUCUCAGACACCAGCAUCGAUACCAUCACGCCUUCUAGAUCUGUUUCCUACUCGCAUGAUUUUGACACCUUAUCGCAUUCUGAUGAUGCGACUGUAUCGGAUGACCAGACUAUCGCGAGCGAUUUCUCUACCUCCCAUAGUGGAAGCGAUUCUAGAAGUAGUCGACCAAGUAUCGUUUCGAAACGUAUAGGACAUGAUGCAGCUGUUCAAACUUCUGGUUCCUUGCAUUCCAUCAACCAUCAUUGGCUUAAAGAUUAUGAUUUCCAGACACCAGGAUACUUCAAGCUUCUAAGUUCAAACAUUAAGGACACAGUGUCUCAUGUUGUGGACCCAAUGGUUUUGCAGACGCUGAGUUCUUUUGACUCUACUUCGCUGGCGUUGCAUGCAAACCUAGUAGAGCAAGUCCGACAGACACAGCUAGCAGUCACCAACACAAUGAGACAACACCAAGCCUUUCUGGAUUCAUUACAAGAAGAUUACUGCUACACUACUCUGGAAAACACGAAAUCAUUUAUCAAAAGGCAAAAGAAGCGAAGAAGAAGAAGAAACAAGGACCAAAGAGAAACAUCGUUAGAAGAAGAAGAUAGGAAUCUUACUUUAUAGCAUUUCUUUAUAUUAGUAUUGAUAAGCCCCACUGAAUAUAUAGUGGUGAAGUGUGACGUCAUCAUCUAUCAAUUUUUAGAAUUUCUC
Molecule: messenger RNA, 1138 nt
Organism: Strongylocentrotus purpuratus (purple sea urchin)
Lineage: Eukaryota; Metazoa; Echinodermata; Echinoidea; Camarodonta; Strongylocentrotidae
Exons: 4
Coding region: 275-1051 (258 amino acids)
Source: RefSeq, a predicted model, not a curated record